Mizuhopecten yessoensis (Yesso scallop) is the source of this 1308-nucleotide messenger RNA. RefSeq names its product fibropellin-1-like. The record is from RefSeq and is a predicted model, not a curated record. The transcript has 3 exons. Lineage: Eukaryota; Metazoa; Mollusca; Bivalvia; Pectinida; Pectinidae. The coding region runs from base 1 to 1308 and encodes 435 amino acids.
AUGGCGAAUAAAACUGUGUUGGUUUGGGGGCAUAUCCUCAUACGACGUAUGGGACAAUAUUGUGACGAACAAACUUCCACCACCAAUCUUGGUUUUCGCCAGGAUUUGCACAGUAUACAGAUUGUUGGCUACUCAGGCGGAACCAUUGACACAUUACGACGAUAUAUGGGCGACAUUCAUUUCUAUCGACCCGACGUGAUCUGUCUCCAAAUAGCGGGGAAUGACCUGAGCCGUCCAGAACUUACCCCCGACGUUGUUUUUAAAAACUUUACUUCUUUGAUAGAACAGUUGUUCGCUGCCCCAUUUGUGCAAUAUGUGGUAGUGUUUGAACUGUUCACGCGUCUGGGAACUCGUUCUCAUAGAGACACAGCAUCUAAAAAUCUUAACGACUGUGUAGACACAGCAUCUAAUAACCUUGACUACUGUGUAGACACAGAAUCUAUUAACCUUGACUACUGUAUAGACACAGCAUCUAAGAACAUUGACUUCUGUGUAGACACAGCAUCUAUUACCCUUGACUACUGUGUAGACACAGCAUCUCAGACCCUUGACUUUUAUGUAGACACAGCAUCUAAGAACCUUGACUACUGUAUAGACACAGUAUCUAAGAACCUUGACUACUGUGUUGACACAGCAUCUAAGAACCUUGACGACUGUGUAGACACAGCAUCUAAUAACCUUGACUACUGUGUAGACACAGCAUCUAAGAACAUUGACUACUGUGUAGACACAGCAUCUAUUAACAUUGACUUCUGUGUAGACACAGCAUCUAUGAACCGUGGCUACUGUGUUGACACCGCAACUCACGACCUCUACUACUGUCUGGACACAGCAUCUAAGACCCUUGACUACUGUGUAGACACAGCAUCUAAGAACCUUGAUUACUGUGUAGACACAUCAUCUAAGAACCUUGACCACUCUGUAGACACAGCAACUAAGAACAUUGACUACUACACAGCAUCUAAUAACCUUGACUACUGUGUAGACACAGCAUCUAAGAACCUUGACUACUGUAUAGAUACAGUAUCUAACAACCUUGACUACUGUGUAGACACAGCAUCUAUCAACCUUGACUACUGUGUAGACACAGCAUCUAUUAACCUUGACUACUGUAUAGACACAGCAUCUAAGAACAUUGACAACUGUGUAGACACAGCAUAUAUUAACAUUGACUUCUGUGUAGACACAGCAUCUAUGAACCGUGGCUACUGUGUAGACACCGCAACUCACAACCUCUACUACUGUCUGGACACAGCAUCUAAGAACCUUGACUACUGUGUAAACACAUCAUCUAAGAUCCUUGACUAA